AUGAAAUUUAGGACACGAGUCAAGGAGAAACUCCCUCUUUAUAAAGAGGAUGAUGCCCUUCAUACAGCGUCACCCAGAAAGAAAGGUGCCACCCGACCAAAAUGGAAAUUCUAUUGGAGGCAUCUAUUUAUGCUACUGUGUAUGUGGAUCAUGCUGAUCAAUUAUUAUGAGCGAACUGUAGUGAAACGAGUAAUAAAAAGAUGCGAAUGGUCGAAGUGGGAGAAGUGGCCAAGUGAUGUGAAUUCUCACAGAGUUGGAUUGUUUGCCGAUCCUCAAAUAAUGGAUGCUCACUCAUACCCCAAUAGACCAUGGAUCAUCAAUUAUUUCACUCGCGUAAUCUUAGACACAUACCAUAAGAAAAACUGGAAAUAUGUGCAGUAUCUUUUAGAACCAGAUACAAAUUUCUUUUUGGGUGACCUUUUUGAUGGCGGUAGAGAGUGGGCCGAUGAAGAGUGGCUAGGGGAGUACGUAAGAUUCAAUGAAAUAUUCCCCAAGGUUCCUUCAAGCCGAACAAUCAUGUCGAUUCCUGGGAAUCACGAUAUUGGAUUUGGAAAUACAAUAAGGGAAGAAAGUCUUGACAGAUUUUCGACAUAUUUCGGGGAACCAUCAUCAUUUUAUGAUAUCGGCAAUCACACCUUUGUCUUAUUAGAUACAAUAUCUUUAUCAGACGAGGCAAAUCCGGACGUUUCAGCUGUGCCAAAGAGUUUUUUGAAUGACUUUGCCACAGGGGACCAUCCAUUGCCGAAGAUCCUGCUCUCUCAUGUUCCUCUUUACAGGAAUCCGGAACAGCAAAAAUGUGGCAAUCUUAGAGAAUCAAAAAAGAAUUUUCCUCUCCAACAAGGUGAGCAAUAUCAAACGGUUAUAGACUUAGAACUAUCUCAAGAAGUUUUAUCCAUGGUAACGCCUGUUAUUUUAUUUUCCGGCGAUGACCACGACUACUGUCAUAUCACACAUUCAUACCAUUCGGAUGGUAUAACGAAAUCUGCAGAAGAGAUAACUGUGAAAUCAUGUGCCAUGAAUAUGGGUAUAGAAAGACCGGCAAUACAAUUACUAUCUCUUCACAAUCCCCUGGAAGAUUCAUCUAGGUCGUCCACAACAUCCUUUGAAACAGAUAUUUGUUAUUUGCCUGACCCAUAUAAGCCGCUUACGAUGUAUGCCUUAAUGCUGCUAUUCACCAUUGGUUGGUUGGUCUACAUGUGCAUUUUUCCAAAGUCUUUCAAUAAGUUGGUUGCUAAUAAAAUGGGAAGAGGCCACAGCAAAUCAGUUUCAGCCUUGCCACUACCUGUGAGUUCCAAAUCUUCUGUCCAAAGUGCAUCAUCUGUGUACACUGUACAGGAGACCCCUAAAUCCGGAAAUGUACUAUUAAACGCAGCCAUACUGUCCAUCAUGGUGUUAUGUGUUUUCUCAUAUUAUUACGCAAGCAUUUGA
Molecule: messenger RNA, 1428 nt
Organism: Zygotorulaspora mrakii
Lineage: Eukaryota; Fungi; Ascomycota; Saccharomycetes; Saccharomycetales; Saccharomycetaceae
Gene: CDC1
Product: putative lipid phosphatase CDC1
Exons: 1
Coding region: 1-1428 (475 amino acids)
Biological process (GO): GPI anchor biosynthetic process
Cellular component (GO): endoplasmic reticulum
Molecular function (GO): hydrolase activity
Source: RefSeq, a predicted model, not a curated record